AAAUUUUUUUUGAGCAGCCCGACUUAUGGUAUUGCGUUUCCCGACUUCUAGCUAUGAGCACCUGGCAAGCCUAAUUUUAAUGCAUUAAAUAUGAUAGCGCAUUUCACUCAAUGAAUAUUGUAAAUUAUUCUGUUCUCGCCUAGAAGAUAAGGCAGAUAACAAACCAAAUUAAGAACAAAACAAACUUGUUCGCGUAAUUAGUCACUUGCAUUUUGGAUCCCCUUGAGAAAUGUCGUCCGCGGAAAACAUAGAAACUUCGAAGAAACGUGUACUGUCUAUACAGAGCCAUGUAGUACACGGCUAUGUAGGCAACAAAAGUGCAACAUUCCCCCUGCAAGUAUUGGGAUUUGAAGUGGAUGCAAUAAAUUCGGUUCAAUUUUCAAACCACACGGGUUACGAUGUCGUCAAAGGUCAAGUAUUGCAGGAGAAGGAAUUGGCUGAUUUAUUUGACGGCCUGGAAAAAAAUGGUUUAUUGGACUGUUACUCUCAUCUGUUAACCGGUUAUAUUGGCAAUGGUUCGUUCCUCAGACAAGUAUCUAAAAUAGUAGCUAAACUACGAGCUACUAAUCCAAACAUUUUAUACGUUUGCGACCCUGUGAUGGGCGACAAUGGUCAAAUGUACGUGCCAAAAGAACUUCUUCCCAUUUACCGUGACGAAAUAAUACCCUUGGCGGACAUUCUUACACCAAAUCAAUACGAAGUGGAACUUCUAACAGAAAAGACUAUUUCAAAUGAAAAUGACAUUUGGGAAUCGGUUAAAUGGUUCCACAAUCGGGGUAUCGAUACUGUAGUUAUUUCCAGUAGUGACCUUGGAAAACCUGGUGAGCUUCGGGCAUUUCUAAGUAAAAGAAAUGGUCCCCGUUUUGCUCUCAACAUUCCAAAGCAAGGCACGAACAUUUCGUUCACAGGUACUGGGGAUUUAUUUGCUUCUCUUUUCUUAGCUCACAGCUACAAGGCGUCAGACGAUCAACUAGGCACUGCUUUAGAGCGUACUAUAGCUUCUCUACAGGCUGUAAUAAAACGUACAAUAAAUUCCAUGUCUGCUGAUGUCAUUGAGAAAAAAAGAAAGCUAACCUCGUUUGAUUGCGAGUUGAAAUUGAUUCAAAGCAAAUGUGAAAUUGAAAAUCCUGUGGUUAAAUUGCAUGCCGAAAAAAUAAAGUGAUAUUUGCUAAAUGGA
Messenger RNA from Stomoxys calcitrans (stable fly), 1177 nucleotides. Its product is annotated as pyridoxal kinase. The transcript has 4 exons. Lineage: Eukaryota; Metazoa; Arthropoda; Insecta; Diptera; Muscidae. Gene Ontology annotation, molecular function: pyridoxal kinase activity. The record is from RefSeq and is a predicted model, not a curated record. Bases 230 to 1162 code for a protein of 310 amino acids. Gene Ontology annotation, biological process: pyridoxal 5'-phosphate salvage. Gene Ontology annotation, cellular component: cytosol.